UUUAAAUUUCAUCCAAUAUUCCAAUUCAUCCUUACUGGCGACUGCUGUCACUGCUGGUUUUUGUGCUCGCGUCUGUAGAACUGUUCUAUUAUAAUAAUUAAAGUAUCAUUAUUAUCUAUAAAUAUUCUAUUACUACGUGUCCAGUUCGAUAUUAUUUAUUUAAGUCGUCGUCAUUGUCCCGUGCUUGGUUCUAUCUUCGGACUCCGAUCAUGUCGUCAAACCGCCCGUCAACGGUUGAAAAACUUUUGACGGCAUUAGACUGUAUGUUGGUCGAUGGUUUUGCGAUACAAGACAAAACGUUGCUGGAAAAACUUUUGACAAGUCUGCAGGACGCUGACGUUUUGCUGAAGACUAUACCUGUCACCACUCACUGCAAAUGGUUUGCCAACGUUUUGAAUAUCUAUCGGCAUCAAACUCCAGUGUCUAGAAAUGCUUCGAUACAUCUGUACGCUUUUGCCCUCAAGUACUUGGCUAUAUUGGUGAAACAUGAUGAUGGCUUUGUCACACUCAUUAAAACCGGUACUGUCCAAUCAAUGAUUAAUCAGCUAGACGUUGGGUCUGAUCUCAAAGAGUCUUCAAUUUUUAACGCUUACAUGUCAUUGUUGCAAACAUUGAAUACUCAUAAAACAGGUCUUGAAUAUGUUUUCCAAGAAGGUUUAUGGAAAAUUAUACUUGUUGCUAUUCGUGGAUUAAUUGUACCUGCAAAAUAUGUUGAAAUUCAAUCUAGUCAAUAUAUUGCCGAUUUAAUUUAUAAGUCAUUUGUCUAUGAAAUGGCUCAUUAUUGUGACCCUCUUCUUAAAGAAUUAUUUUAUAACUUAAAUUUAACUGACAAUCUAAUUGCUAAUCAUCAAGGCAUAAAAGAAUUUUUUGCCUAUAAUAUUUAUGUAAAAACAUUAAUUUUAUCUUUAGAAAAAUUCAUUGGAACUAAAUAUGAAUCCAAUGUUGUUCAAAACAUAAUUAAUAAAUAUUCUUUAUCAGAUGUAUUAGUGAAUAUUCUAAGGUUAUUAAAUGUAAAUUCAAUUCUAUUAAAAAACUAUAUGACAUUACAUUUGAUAUUUGACUGUUUUACUGUUUGGCAUCAUUCUGACAUGGAAUAUGUAUUAAAAUCAAUUUUUUCACAUAUGAAUAAGCAAAAAGACAUACAUUCGUAUAAAAAAAUUAACAACUUAUAUACACAAGCAAUCAUUUAUGCAAACAUCAGUAAUGCACAAUUAGCAGCUAACACAAUAUUUGAAAAGGAAUUAAUUAUUGGUCAGCUGAUACCAUUAAAUAAAUGUACUGACUGGCUUCAUUGUUCUAAUUAUGAAAAUUUGAAAUAUGAUAGAAGUUGUAUUAAUGAAUCUAAAUACAUUUUAAAUUAUUGCAAUAAUUACGAUUUCAUAAUAAAUGAAUUGGCCAUUUCUUCUAUACUCAACAUUGUAGACAUUGUUCAUGUACUUAAACAGGUGUCGUUGGAUUACUUGAUCAAUUUUUUUUCAACAUUAACAGAACAUUUUUUGAAUUCUGAUGAAUGGUUAGAACCGAACCAAGAUCGAGAUUCAAUUUAUUACAAAUUUUUAGAAAUAUUAUCAUACAUAUUUAUAUGUUGGUCAAAAGUAAUUGAGUGUAAAUCAUUUACUGAAAUUGCCAUACAAGAUCCAUUAUUGGUGCCACUUGUACAGAGCCAUAGACAGUUUUUUCACAGAUCUUCCCAUAAUUCCACUCUUUUACAGAAUGGUUUAAAAUUAAUUAGUACUUCAUUAAAUAAAAUAAGCAAAGAAAAUAUUCAAUGUACAGAUCAUUUGGCAGAUUUUAGUACACUGUGUACUACACUUAAUAAUUUACUAUUGGAUACCAGACCAGAAAUUCGAGAUAGUUGUUUACAGUGUAUUAGAAGCAUAGUAAAUGCUUCUAAGUACAGUUCUGGAAAUUUUCUUAUCAAACUCGUCUUGGAAAAAAAUAUUUCAAUAGCUGUUAUAAAUACUCUUAAACAUGACAAUGAUCCAUUUGUAAGAUCUAAAGCUCUUGAAUGUUUAGAAGAAAUGGUUUCUGUGUCAGAUAUUUGGGAAAUAUCUUUGAAAGAUUCAGAUUUAAUAACACAUUGUUUAAACUUAAUGCAAUGUGAAUCUGAAGGUAUCAUUAGACGACAAAUAGUAAAACUCAUCACUGCAUUGUUCGUUUAUAAUGAGCUCAGUGAUAAUCUGUUUAAUGAAAUAUGCAUUGUAAUGGUACACAUUAGCAUCAAAGAUCCACUUUGGGAAGUAAAAACAUUUACUUAUGAAUUUUGGGAUUCUGUUAUUCAUAAAUUUAUUGGAGAAUCUUGUAAACAAAAUAAUACCGAAAGUCUAAAUAACAGUCUUGUCAAAUUAAGUGCAACAGGUUGCUUACAUGUUCUUUAUCUUGCAUUGAAAGAAGAACAUGAUUUGGUAGUACAAAAAAAAGCCAUUUGUCUAACAAAAGAAUUGCUUACUUCUAUUAAUUCUACCAAUAAUAUGUGUAACUUAAAUUUUACGCCAAUAAGUGAACAAAAAAUUUUCCUGCAUAAUAUUGUUGAUGGAAGCAUAGAAAAUAGUUUUGGUUCCAAGGAAAAAAAAUCUAGACAUAUUGAUUCAUCUGAUAUGAUUUUAAAUUCUAUUACUACAACUAGUGACUGUGAAUUAUUACCAAGUCUAAAGUCAUUUAACCAUAGUAAUAUUUAUCCCAAUGAUAUUUGUCUUCAUCAAAAAACUGAUGACUAUUUAAAGAUCAAUGAUUUUUUAAACUUUACUUAUACUUAUGAUUUUAAUGAAUGCAAUGCUAAAACACAAUGGAUUAUAUCUACGAGGUCAGGUUUAGAUUCAAUGUUAGAUGACAUAAUUGGUCAAUCACAAAAUUGCUUCAUUGAAGGAGCAGAUCUUUUAGAUUGCCAUUAAUUAUAUUCUGCAUCAUAUUACUUUAAAUUUAUAUAUGUAUAAUAUUGUUGAUCGUGUUUUAGGAUGUCAUCAUUAUUAUAAGUAUAUUUUUAAUAUUUGUAUCUUGUUUUCUCCUUUAAAUUUAUGCAUAUUUAUUAUUUUUAUUUUUCUAACAUUUUUAUUUUAAAUUAUGUAAAUAAUAUAGUUAUUAUUGUUUUAUUUUUUUUUAUGUCUAGUUUUUAACAAUACUCAUAAUAUAUAUUAUAUUGUAUAAAAUAUAAAAAUUGAUUUUUUGAAAGAUAAUAAAAUUGAAUUUCUAGAUAAAGUUUAUUUUAAAAACUAUUCAAUUUAUAAAUAUUACAGUUGUAAUAAUAAUGUCUUAAAAAAUGAUUUAAUAUUCAAACCAUCUAUUAUAUUUUAUUUUCUGGCAAUGUUAUUAUUUUUUUUUUCAUUUCUUAUUAUAUAUAUUAUAAACUUUAAAAUAUCAACAUAUAAUAUAUAUGCAUUUCUUUCAAUUUUUAUGUUAUUGAAAAAAAGAUUUUAUUUUAUUUCAUAAUUCAGGUUAUGUUUUUGAAAUAAAAUUAAUUUCACUAUUUUUUAACUGCAACCAAUAUUUUUCUUUUCUUACUCUUGAAAGUAAAAUUAGCUGUAAAGUGAUUGGUUUACUACAGAGUUAUUUACUAACAUGCAGUUUAUAUCCAUUUUGUGUACUACUUAACUAUAUGUUUAUGUAUAAAAGUAUAGUAUGCAUUCUACUAAUUGUUUUUUAUUCUUCUAUACCAAGAAUAUCCUCAUCAUUAUAAUUAUUGUAUUAUUAUUUAUUUUUAUACUAAAUCCGUAUUUUUUUCAUUUAUUUUGAUACCUAUGAAAGUAUGUUAUAUUUUUUUAUACUUCCUAUAACUUAUAAUAAUUUUCUUAUUUAUUAUACAUUAUUUCAUGUGAUAAUCACUUUAAUAGAAUGUGAAUUUUCUGUUAAAUCUUCCCAAGUAUUUAUGAUUAUAAACUAUAAUCAAUUAAAUAUUUUGUAAAUUAUUUUACUUGGAUAAUAAAAUUGUAUUAUUUGUGUUCGUUAGUUGAUUGAUUUUCAUUAGCAUGAUUGUUGUUUUUCACAGAAUUAAGUUUAAAACCUACAACAAGCAUUGGGUAAAGCCUAGUUGUAUACUCGUAUUAUUUAAACAAUCAAAUGUAUCCUUUUAAAAUUGUCAUUGUAUGUGGAUUAUAUAACAAUAAAUUGUUUUCAACAAAAU
Molecule: messenger RNA, 4117 nt
Organism: Aphis gossypii (cotton aphid)
Lineage: Eukaryota; Metazoa; Arthropoda; Insecta; Hemiptera; Aphididae
Exons: 10
Coding region: 210-2891 (893 amino acids)
Biological process (GO): positive regulation of protein phosphorylation; DNA damage response; cell population proliferation
Cellular component (GO): nucleus
Source: RefSeq, a predicted model, not a curated record